GGGAAAUUACCCCAGUCAGCUGUUGAUACGACCAGUGAAGACAAUUAACUCAGAACAGGAGGAAAUUUCCGAACAUUCACUCCCAUGAACUAAAUUUACUGCAAUAAGCUUUUAAUUUGUUCGCGUUUCCUUGCAGUUACAUAUUUGUACUCUCUGCUCCCUCCCCUGCAGUCAUUUUAAUAAUUAUUAUAUUGCGACCGAUGUGUAGCAUAAAAAAUAACGCGAAUAAACGAGUCUGCUAGAACGAGACAUUGAUUAUGUAAGUUUGUUUACCCGGGUAUUGUCCCCUCGAUAAUGUGUUAAUUUAUUGUAUAAUUAAUGAUCGUGGGGGAAUACCUCAGUUGAUUUCGUGAAUCUUCUGCAACACAGAAUCAUGAUUUCUGUUGGUGGAGGCUUGAGACACUUAAUUGGACUUGAAUCGCUGAAAAGCCUGAGUAAGAGAGUUCAUACUAUUUCCAGUGUCAUGUCGAAAUUUGACUUACCGACUCGUUAUAAAGAUGAGAAAUCUGUCUGGGUGGAAUAUAUCGCACUGGCGGCGCAGUACAGCCCUCUUAACCUGGGCCAGGGAUUUCCCGAUUUUCAUGCACCAGCGCACGUGACAACGGCCCUGGCAAAGACCACAACCAGUGAUAAUCCUCUUUUGAACCAAUACACUCGUGGAUUUGGUCAUCCGAGAUUAGUCAGUGCCUUAUCAACAUUAUACUCAAAAAUGUUGAAUCGCAAGAUCGAUGCCAACAAUGAAAUCUUGGUGACAUCAGGUGCUUACGAGGCUCUCUUCGUCGCUCUCCAGGGCCACACGAAUCCUGGGGACGAGUGGAUAAUCAUUGAACCGUUCUUCGAUUGCUAUGUACCGAUGGUGGAGUCCGUUGGAGGAAUCCCAAAAUUUAUACCAUUAAAGCCAAAAAAAUCCACAGGGAUUACAAGCUCCGCUGAUUGGGUCUUCGAUAGAAAAGAAAUGGAGAGUCUCUUCAACGAAAAAACCAAAGGAAUAAUCCUGAACACUCCUCACAAUCCGGUGGGCAAAGUCUUCACACUAGACGAGCUUAAAUUCAUUGCUGAUCUAGCGAAGAAAUGGAACACUUUAGUGGUGUCGGAUGAAGUUUAUGAGUGGAUGGUAUAUGAGCCAGCUCAGCAUAUCAGAAUUGCGACACUUCCUGAUAUGUACGAGCGUACCAUUACCAUUGGCUCCGCCGGGAAGACUUUCAGUGUCACUGGCUGGAAGAUUGGAUGGGCUUAUGGACCCACUAACUUGAUGAAUAACCUGAAAAUUGUUCAUCAGAACUGUGUCUACACCUGUCCAACACCCCUUCAGGAAGCUGUAGCGAUGGGGUUCGAGGAAGAAUUGAAACGAUAUGGACAGCCAGAUUGCUACUUUGAGAGUCUCGCGAGGGAACUGUUACCCAAGCGUGAUUACAUGGCUAAGUUUCUCUCGGAUGUUGGCAUGUCACCGACAGUACCCGAAGGUGGUUACUUCAUGAUUGCUAAUUGGAAGUCAUUAGAGGAUUAUGUUGGUCUCGAUCAGGAGCAGGAUAAAUACAAGGAUUACAGGUUUACAAAAUGGAUGACGAAGAACGUUGGCGUUCAGGGAAUUCCACCGUCGGCUUUUUACAGUGAGCAACACAAGCAUCUGGCCGAAGAAAACGUACGAUACUGCUUCAUCAAGAAGGACGAGAACCUCCAGAGGGCUGCCGAGAUAUUGAAGAAGUGGAAGACAAAACAAGUAUAAUUCAUUCCAAGUGAUAAUCAUCAAUUUAUUAUUCUUUGUUAUCAUGUAUUUUUGCACAUUGUUAUUAAAACGGUUAUUAAUGAGAGAAA
Diachasmimorpha longicaudata is the source of this 1815-nucleotide messenger RNA. RefSeq names its product kynurenine aminotransferase (gene Kyat). The record is from RefSeq and is a predicted model, not a curated record. Gene Ontology annotation, biological process: biosynthetic process. The transcript has 6 exons. Bases 374 to 1726 code for a protein of 450 amino acids. Gene Ontology annotation, molecular function: L-kynurenine:2-oxoglutarate transaminase activity; pyridoxal phosphate binding. Gene Ontology annotation, cellular component: mitochondrion; cytoplasm. Lineage: Eukaryota; Metazoa; Arthropoda; Insecta; Hymenoptera; Braconidae.